Messenger RNA from Saccostrea echinata, 1078 nucleotides. RefSeq lists its product as uncharacterized. The coding region runs from base 83 to 940 and encodes 285 amino acids. The record is from RefSeq and is a predicted model, not a curated record. Lineage: Eukaryota; Metazoa; Mollusca; Bivalvia; Ostreida; Ostreidae. The transcript has a single exon.
GGAGUUAAUAUGUUGAAGGCAAAUGUUAUUUUGUGGAUUUGGUCAAGAAGACAUGAUUUGACGAAGUGAAAAGUUGUUGACGAUGUUUAUGGGACGGUUAAUAAACGUUAGGAAACAGGAGGAUAAUCAUCGAAAGUUUCUUUGCGUGAUGAACGAUGUGGCAAGAAACCAACACGACUUCUACAACGCCUACAUCAAGAAAGAGCUCCAGUACAACAUUUCCCGACAGGAACGCUCCAGUGUCGCCGUCAGGAAGGCGGUGACGCAGAAAAAGAUCCUCCAAAAAUGUCUGGAGCUGAAGCGGGAAGAUACGGCGGCGUCUAAGGAUAGAAAUCUAUAUGGGCAUUACGGAGGGAAGUCCAUCCAAUCCCUCAACAAAGACAUGGAUUCUUUUCUCGCCGAGAGACAUCCUAAAAUACGCAAGAAAAAGCACCUAGACAGUGUCAUGAAGCAUAGCAAGGAGAAAGGCUUGAUUCUUGGUACGGAUAAAAUGUCGGAAAAGGUGCGGGAUUAUUUUGUUGAAAAGUGGGGUGUACAGUACCCAACACAGCAGGGUCCUGAAAAAAAGGAGCCUGUGUUUGGUGCCAAAAAACGGGAAGAACAGAAGCAAGAUGAACCAGAAAUUUCAUUAUCGGCCCUAUUCAAGCCGUCUUUCUUUCCGCAAAGAAACAAUUUUCGUAAGAGUGAUGACUUUGACGCCAGGGAUGGCGAUUUCACCAGUCGCUCGGAUCCGACGGGACACACGACAGCAGAAAAGCUCAUGUACGCGAUCCCAGGGGAAGACAAACAUUGGAACUGUAAGCGAUGUUAUCACGUGGAUAAAGUCGUGCGUACACGCAGCAGACGAGCAGUCAGUGAACAUGAACCAGAUCCUCAGGCCAAUAGACUUGUUCUGCCACAUAUACCAAGAGUGUCGUCACUGGUUCAUACACAUCGCUAGAAUACCAUUUUUCUCGUGAACACUCUAGUGACACCAUCAGAAUAGUGACCACAAUUAUUAUAUGGAGAAGUGGGCAAUUUUAUAUUUCUGUGAAACUAAGGUUAUCAAACCUGGAUAGUGGAUGAUUGAAUUGUUUAA